This is a messenger RNA of Salarias fasciatus (jewelled blenny), 750 nucleotides long. RefSeq names its product Tp53rk binding protein (gene tprkb). Bases 63 to 590 code for a protein of 175 amino acids. Lineage: Eukaryota; Metazoa; Chordata; Actinopteri; Blenniiformes; Blenniidae. The record is from RefSeq and is a predicted model, not a curated record. The transcript has 4 exons. Gene Ontology annotation, biological process: tRNA threonylcarbamoyladenosine modification. Gene Ontology annotation, cellular component: EKC/KEOPS complex; cytosol; nucleus.
CCGCGGCGUGCGCGGUGAAUCCGGUUUGCUGGAGGGAAUUUUCAACACAUUUAUGAGCUAAAAUGCAUUUUACGCAGGAGUUAGAGCUUUUCCCUGGCAAAAAAGUUACUCAGUUACUUUUUAAAGAAGUAAAAAAUGCGGCAGUGCUGCGAAAAAGCGCCGUGGAGGGGAAAAUAAACGGCGCACUCAUCAACCCCACCAUGCUGGUGAGUCCUUUUCAAGUGCUGGUAGCUGCGAACAAGGCCGUUCAUUUACAGACCAUUGAGAAGAUGAAGACAAGAUCACUGUACUCGGAGAUCAUUUUCAACCUCUCGCCUACAAAUAAUAUCUCCGAGGCUUUUAAAAGGUUCGGGAUCUCCGAUGGAGAUGACUCCGUCAUGGUCGUUGUGGUUCACGACAAAGACGAGUCACAGCUCCUGUCAGACAUCACAUCCAAGGUGGAGGGACGGCAAGUUCCAGUGGAAGAUGUUUCCUCACUGUCAGACGCUGCAAAGAUCAAAAAGCUGUAUAAAGUCACUCCUGCAGAGGAGACAUGUGGGACCCUGCUUGACGCAGUAAUAUGCAGAAUGGCGAUCAAAGAUGUCCUGUAAUUUCUCAGAAAUGAAAACUUUUGUUAUGUGACAUAAAGGGUUUUUCAUAUUAAAUCCAUUCCAAGCAAAUAUUUUCAUUACUCAGUAGAAACGUUAAUCUGUGUCUGCUCUGGAUUGAUUCAUGCUUAACUUACACUGAACUCCCUCUUUCUCAACAAAA